Quercus robur (English oak) is the source of this 7227-nucleotide messenger RNA. RefSeq names its product disease resistance protein RUN1-like. Lineage: Eukaryota; Viridiplantae; Streptophyta; Magnoliopsida; Fagales; Fagaceae. Gene Ontology annotation, biological process: defense response; signal transduction. The coding region runs from base 39 to 3737 and encodes 1232 amino acids. The transcript has 15 exons. Gene Ontology annotation, molecular function: ADP binding. The record is from RefSeq and is a predicted model, not a curated record.
UCUCUCCAUAUUUUCUCUACUUUUGCUCAUAGAUUCCUAUGGCUCUCCAAAUCACCGACGAAGCCACCUCUUCUAUCACUCCCCAAUUCACCUAUGAUGUUUUCUUAAGUUUCAGAGGUGAAGACACCCGCUAUAAUUUUACAGGUCAUUUAUAUCAAGCUUUAUGUGAUAAGGGUUUUAACACCUUUAUCGAUAAUGAACUUCCAAGAGGAGAAGAAAUUUCAAUGGAACUUCUUAAAUCUAUUGAAUUGUCAAAGAGUUCGAUUGUUGUGUUCUCUGAAAAUUAUGCAUCUUCUGGUUGGUGCUUAGAUGAACUUGUAAAGAUUCUUGAGUGUAGGAUUAACGGACAGUUGGUUCUACCUGUAUUUGACAAAGUGGAUCCUUCUGAAAUACGUAAACAAAAAGGAAAGUUUGGAGUAGCACUAACUCAACAUGAAGAUAAUGUGGAGAAGGUUCAGAGGUGGAGGAGCGCUUUGACUAAAGCAACUGGCUUGUCUGGGUUGCAUUACAAGGAGGGUUGUAAUGAAUCUGAAACUCAAUUUAUCCAAAGAAUUAUUAGAGAGAUAUCAGUUACUAAAUUGAAUCACACUCAGUUAUUUGUUACUGAACACCCGGUUGGAAUAGAAUCUCGUGUGGAUGCUAUAGAAUCUCUUUUAGAUAUGAAGUCAAAUGAUGUUCGCAUGGUAGGGAUUUAUGGUCUUGGAGGAGUAGGUAAGACUACAAUUGCAAAGGCUGUUUAUAACAGAAUCACUAAUUGUUUUGAAUUGAGUUGCUUUCUAGAGGAUGUCAAAGAAAAGUCGAGUACAAAUGAUGACAUAAUCAAACUACAAGAGAUUCUUCUUUCUAAGAUCUUAGGGGGCACGUAUAUAAAGGUAGACAGUGUACCGGAAGGAAUUAUCAUGAUAAAGGAAAGGCUUUGUCGUACAAGACUUCUUUUAAUUCUUGACAAUGUGGUUGAGUCAGAAGUGAUGGUAAAUUUACUUGGAGAAUGUAAUUGGCUUGCUUUAGGAAGUAGAGUCAUUAUAACAACAAGAGACAAACAAGUGCUAAACACUCUUGGAAAAGAUCGUCUAAUUUAUGAGCUUAAGGAAUUAAAUCAAUCUGAAUCUCAUGAACUCUUCAACCUGCAUGCCUUCCCAAAAAUUGAACCUGAGAAAGAUUAUUCAGAAGUUUCAGAGAAAAUCAUACGUUAUGCCAAUGGCCUUCCAUUAGCUCUUAAAAUAAUAGGUUCUGAUUUGUGUGGAAAAAGUAUAUGUGAUUGGAAAAGUGCGUUAGAAAAGUAUAAAAACAUUCCUCACAAAAAAAUUGUGGAAAAGCUCAAAAUAAGUUAUGACGGACUUGAAAAGACCGAAAAGGAUAUUUUUUUGGAUAUUGCAUGUUUCUUUAAGGGAUUCAAUAGGAGUUAUGUUGAGAAUAUAUUAGAUGCUUGCAAAUCGUAUCCAGGUUAUGGAAUUGGAAAACUUAUUGAUAAGUAUCUCAUAACUGUUGGUCAAUUUGGCGAGUUGUGGACGCAUGACUUGCUUCAACAAAUGGGGAGAGAAAUUGUUCAGCAAGAAUCAGAAGAGCUAGGAGAACGUAGUAGGAUAUGGUGUUUUGAGGAUGCUGAAGAAAUACUAACUACAAAUAUGGGAUCAAGUAAAAUUCGGGGCAUUAUGUGUUGCUCACCUCAACUGAUCACGAUGCCAAUAGGAGCUAAAGCUUUUGAAAAGAUGAAAAAUCUCAAAUUUCUUAUAGUUCAUAAUGUACACAUUUGUGAAGAACUCGAAUAUCUCCCCAACGGGUUAACGUUGCUUCAAUGGCCUGAAUUUCCAUUUUCCUUGCCAUCAAACUAUUAUCCUCGACAACUUGUUGGACUUGAGAUGCCAUGUAGUCUUAUUAGAUUGGAGACAACAUUCAAAUUGGGAAUCGAGCUAAAAUAUUUAAAAUAUAUCAAUCUUGAAGGUUGUGAUUCCGUUACAGAAUUACCUAAGUUGUGUACUCCAAGCCUGGAAGAAUUGUUGCUUUGUGAUUGUGAAAAUUUAGCUAAGGUUCAUGAGUCACUUGGAUUUCUUGAUAAGCUUCAGAUAUGGGAUCUCACUGGUUGUAGAAAACUUCAAAUUCUUCCAAACUCUCUCAAUUUGAAAUCUUUAAAGCGUCUCGAUCUCAAGAACUGUAAGUCCAUUACAGAAUUACCCGAGUUGUGUACCCCAAGCCUAGAAGAAUUGGAUCUUAGUCAUUGUAAAAAUUUAGUUAAGGUUCAUGAGUCGGUUGGAAUUCUUGAUAAGCUCCGGAGAUGGGAACUCUACUAUUGUAAAAAACUUCAAAUUCUUCCAAACAACCUCAGGUUGAAAUCUCUUGAGGAGUUUGAUCUUACAAUCUGCUUAAGGCUUGAGAAGUUUUCUAAUAUUCAUCCAGAAAUGAAAUGUUUAAAGAGUUUAAAUUUAAGUGGGAGUGGUAUUCGAGAGUUGCCUUCAUCAAUCGAGUAUCUCACUGGGCUCGAACUCCUAGACUUAAGUUGUUGUAAAAACCUUAAAUUGAGACAGACAAACGAUUAUUUGGAUGGCUUUUCCAGAUGUGGGUUUUUGAAGUUGGAGUCCCUGAGUUUCGGGGGCAAUGAAAAUAUAAUUGAAUUAGAUUUUUUGAUGAAACCCGAGUACUUCCCCGUAUUGAAAAUUCUAGAUCUAUGUGCAACUAAUAUUGUUAGCAUCCCUGAAAGCUUAAGCAGAUUUGCUAGUUUAGAGUUCCUUUCUAUGCGAGAUUGCAAGCAGCUUCGGGAAAUUUCAAGGCUUCCCCAAUCUGUACGAGAUGUGGAUUUAAGUAAUUGCUAUUCGUUGAAUGCACAAUCAUCAAACAGAUUAUUGAAUCAGAUUGUAGAAUUUUUAGGGAUUUUACCAAAUGCUUGCAAGGGAACAAGAAGCAGGAUAUUAAUGGGCAUCGAUCCACAAACAUCAUCAAGCGAUAUAUUGGAUGAGAUUCAUCCCCAUCACUCGCCUUUUAUAGUUAUGCUACCAGGAACUGAGAUUCCAAAGCGGUUGAAGUUAAACCAUGAAAGCGAUGGAAAUGUCAUAUCAUUUUGGGUUGGUCGCAAAUUUCCAAAUAAUUUUUUUGUCUGUUUUUCUUUUGGACCGCUGAAAUAUCCAUGGAAAUCUCUUCGUUCUGUUUACCUUUCCAUCAAUGGUUGUGAAAUAGAGCAGCUCUUUUCAGAUUCUGCAUAUGAAUUAUCCGACCAUCUGUGGAUAGUUUCUUUUUCUAAUGAGAGAUUGCAGAACCAAUUGAAUAAGUCAAAACCAUCUGAACGAAAUUUCGUAAAGGUAAUAUGUGAAAGUUGGCGUUGGGAUGAGCGUUGGGAUGGGCGUUGGGAUGAGGGUUCGGAUGGGUUUGGAUUUGUUGUGGAGGAUUGGACUUGGUUUAUAAACCAUCCAAGUCGGUGGGGGGUCGGUGUAGAGUGCAUCUGUCAAUGGGCUUCCAACAAUGGAAGCCAGACAUCAAUGCCGACUGCCAACAAUGGAAGCCAGACGACCCCAAGAACACUAUCUGUCGGAGCUCAGAAGGCUUCGAAGGAAGAACUUCGGAGACUACUUCGGAUGGCUUCGAAUCCGAUUCCGACUCCGGAAACGGAGUUCUCGCCCAACCCUUCCAACUGCAACGCUUAUGUCCAGGGCUGUAUAUCCCAGGGCUUUCAAUCGCCCAUACAAUGGAGCAGAAGUUUCAGGCUUCCAAUCGCCCACCAUCAAAGAAGGCAAGAAAAUCUUGAUUGAACUUAGAUGCCAAGUAAUGAUGACAGAGCCACAACUUCAGCAUUGUUGGGUUGAUUUUUGUAGCUGUAGAUGAAAGUAAUUCCUCAUACAUAUGAGUUUCGUGCCCAAAAAUGAUCAUCCCGUUCCCUAGGAUCCUCUGUUCUGGUAUUUUGAUGACUUCAUACUUGAUGGAACUGGUGCAGAUGUAAGUCUUUUCUUUGGUAGGUGAUGUCCUUAUUUUGUACACGUUAGAAUGAAUCACUAUAUCUGCAGCUAUGAACAAGUCUUCUAUCACUUUGAAGACUAUAGCUCUGUAACCAUUUCAUGUCUCACCUACUUGCAAAUCCUUUGUGAAUAAAUUUAGGAUUACCUCUGAUUAAUUUAUUGUAGUAAUUUUCUACGGUUCUUUGGCAUUCUCUUACUUUUUUCACUUUGAGUUACUGUUAUAUACAAAUUCAAUUUUGAAUAUAUAUAUAUAUAUAUAUAUAUACACACAAAAUGUAUCACCUUGAGAACGUAUUAUUAGAAUGCCUUGUAGAGAAAAGUAAACAUUGUUAAUGAGCAAAUAGUUAUGCUUGGAUAUCCUGUACUGUAAAAAAGCUCUCUCUAAAUAGAAACUAACUUUUCAUUGAUUGAAAAAUGAUUACAAUGAAUGAAUAAAUGCCUAAAAAUCUGUACCUAUCCUUUUAUACACGAUUAUGUACAGAGAAAAACAAAAUAACUAACUCCCCUUAUUUCAAGGAGAUAGUUGUUACAAUCAAAAACACUCCUAGCUAUGACACGUGUACAUUAACUUGUAACUGUCAGUCCACUUGGCAUCAUUCCUUGUAUAGAAUGUAUAAUCUGAUCAUGAUAAGGAAUUGACUCCAACAAAUCUUCUAAGUCUUCAUUGCUCAGGCUUGCAACUCUGUCUUUCCUGUGGUGCACGCUGGGCUGCACCCUGAUGCUGCAACACAUGCUGAGCUGCAAAUCCCUGCAACUCCCCCUGACACUGAGUGCUAGUUUCAUGCUUGGACACUUGCUGCUGCAGAAGACACACAUCUGUUUCAGCAUUGCUUUUAAUAUGUACAAACAAUAUUCAUGACUAUAACUUUCUUAUAAAUAAAAAUACUGUGGAGAAGAGGUCACUUAUUACCAAUCAGUUAUAGCUCAUUUGGUACUUCCUCCUCCAAUAAUAAUGGAAUGGAGUGUGAGGUCAUGGUUUCAAUAGGAGAAAAGGAUGAACCUGAACUGCAGCUCCAAGAGCAACAACUUCAUUAGGAUUUACAGUCACAUUGGGCUCUUUUCCAGUCUUCUUCCUCACCAGUUCCUGAACAGCUGGGAUGCAAGUUGAAUCACCAACAAGGAUUACUUCGUCUAUAUCUUUGAAGGAAAGCUUUGCAUCACUCAAGGCAGUUUCAACUUGUCCUCUAAAGACAAGCAAGCUCUACGUCUCACUGAGAGUGCUGAGAAAGUGAAAAUGGAGCUGUCGUCUUUGACUCAGACCAAUAUUAGUUUAACUUUCAUUACCCCCACUGCAAAUGGCCCAAAACACAUUGACACUACUCUGACAAGGGUCAAGUUUGAAGAAUUGUGUUGAAAUUUAUUAGACAGGUAUGCCUUUUGACAAAUGCUAGUCUGUGGUUUUCCUCUAUGAAGUAUCAGUGUGUGUUUGAUUUCCAAAAAUCAGUUUUCUGUGUUUUGAUUCCGAAGGUUCUGUUUUUGCCAAUAUAUUCUCUGUUGAAAAUUAUAGUAUAGAAUGCAAAACUGUAAUUAGUAACUGCUAAUGGAUCAGAAAACAAAGAAUAUAAGUGAAAGCUCUGCUCAUUUGUCUUGUUCCAACAAGUAGAAAUAAACAUAUGAAGUGGACUAGCAAGAGAGAAGUCAAAAAUAUUUGAUGAACUCUGCCUCCAAUGACACUCCUCCCAUAAAAAUGGGCUGUGGGUGAGAUUUUUCAACAGUUGCUCAUGUAACUUACCAAUAACAAAAAAUUCCUAAAAGAGAUGUAACAAAGCAGUUGGCAUACCUGAAACAUCAAAGGUACCACCUCCAAGGUCAAAAACCAGAUUGGUCUCAUUGUUUUUCUUCUCAAACCCAUAGGCAAGCGAAGCAGCAGUGCGUUCAUUAAUAAUUUGCAGAACAUCUAACCCUGCAAUGUGGCCUGCAUCUUUGGUCGCCAUCCUUCACAAAUCAUUGGAGUACGCAGGCAUGUGAUCACUGUUUUGCUCACCUUAUCAUUCAGAAACUUGGAUGCAUCCUCCACAAGCUUCCUCAAGACCGGUGCAGAUAUUUCCUCUGCUGCAAACUGCUGGACUAUGGUUGGACACUCAAGCUUCACAUUGCCAUUCUCGUCAAACACAACCUUGGCAUAGUGGUACAGCUGCAGAAUUUAGGCACUAGUUUCUAGUUGGAAGAUGCAAGAACUGUGGUUUCACUUUCAAGUUUGAUUGGUGCCUUGGAUCCGCACAAUCAUUCCUAGAAUGUUCACUGAUGGGAUUUUCACCAUGUAUUGCAACCCAUGAUGUAUCUAUGCAAGCAUUGUUCAAUCUGAUACAGAGCUUCUUAAUGAUUUUGAAUGUUCCGCUGUUCUUAACCCCUUGCAGAAUCAGUUAAAGUUUUGAGCUUGUUCUAUACAACUUACAAAAAAAAAAAAAAAAAAUGCAUCUGGUGUUAUUACAAUUAUCUUUCAUAAGACAGGGCCAGGGCAGCUGAUAGUGCAGUGAGGUAAUUGCUUUAAAAAAUUACGCAAUGUGCAAGCAAUGCAUAUCUUGACAUCUAAGAAAGAUUAUCCAGCACCAUUGUUUUCUCCUUGAUAAGUGUCUCGGUGAACAUUUGCUUUUUUAGCCCGUGUGAAGCAUGAGUCUCAAAAAACUUGCAGCCAUCGGGCUCCCUCUUUGGUACACAUUCCCUGAAGAGCACCUAUCAAAGUUAAAAGAGUUGUAGAGAAAGUGGAAAAGCUGAAAUUGAAGUGCCUACAGUAUAUAGCAGCAAGUCAGUGGUAAAUAUUAUUUAUCAUUGAGAUUCCCAAGCUCGAUGAAUUGCUUAUUGAUUUAGUUGGGAAUUCAACUAGUGCAUCAAGGGCAUUUAAUUUGCUACAAAAAAUUCUAUGAUCCUGACUCUAUUCUAUAAGUAAAGUGACACAUACACAUAUCUCUCUCAUUCAAACUUUUUGCUGCAAAUUCAAGAAGGAAUAUAUUGCUGAACUUCAGAGCUAGGGGUCAACGUUGAUCAGUAAUUCCCGAGUAGAGCCACACUUCUUUGUUUUUUUUUUUUUUUUGGGGGGGGGGAGGAAAAAAGUAGAGCCAUACCUGACUCGUCCUGUACAGUGGAUCCUUGGGUGCUGGAAAUGACCAAUACUUUUCUUUUUGUAUUGAGGAGUUUGUUCAGAUGAAGAAAAUGUGAAUAUGUUCAACACCACAUAUGUUAGGUUUGCAAUUUGAAUGUUGUUGUUUGUGUCUAGGAUAUGCGAUUCUUUAAAUAUCUGUAAAAACAUGAAAUUCUUAAUCUUGUUAGUUUGUAUUUAUUUUUAUCA